Messenger RNA from Colletotrichum abscissum, 834 nucleotides. RefSeq names its product GDSL-like Lipase/Acylhydrolase. Gene Ontology annotation, molecular function: phosphatidylcholine lysophospholipase A1 activity. NCBI's taxonomy places the organism in Eukaryota, Fungi, Ascomycota, Sordariomycetes, Glomerellales, Glomerellaceae. The coding region runs from base 1 to 834 and encodes 277 amino acids. The transcript is spliced from 3 exons. The record is from RefSeq and is a predicted model, not a curated record.
AUGGCAUCUCAUGCGCCACUCAAAUUCAAAGGGAUACGGCCCGGCCAAGGGGUCAAGCCAGGAACCACUCUCCGGAUCCUUGGGGUUGGCGACUCCAUCACAGUGGGGUUUCUCAGUGACAUAGAGGGAGGCGAUGGCAACGGCUACAGACUUAAGCUCCGAGAAGACCUGUCAAAGGAUAGAGUCGUUUUUGCUGGGACGGAAACCAUGCACGGCACGAUGCGUGAAGGGUAUUAUGCAGCGUGGAAUGGCAUGACUAUCAAGUUCAUGUCAGAUAAUAUCGGACCUUCUUUGGCCCAGAGACCUAAUAUCGUCCUCAUUCAUGCUGGAACGAACGACAUGAACCCGAAUCCAGACGUUGCUAGAGAAGGCAGCGAACCUCACGCCACGGCAGACCGUCUAGGCCACUUGAUCGACCAGGUCGUGCAGACCUGCCCAGAUGCCACAGUCCUUGUCGCCAAAAUCAUUGGCUGCUAUGAUCCAGUCCAGAUGGGCAAUAUUGCUCUAUUCAACGCGGUGAUUCAUGAUGUUGUUCAAUCCCGACAAAGCGCCGGUAAACACGUUCUCACUGUCGACUUCUCGAGCUUUCCAAUGAACGCACUGAGAGAUGGUAUUCAUCCUACCAACCAGGGGUACCGCUUAUUCGGCGACUAUUGGUACGAUUUUAUCACCCAGAUUCCGGGCGACUGGAUUAAAGAGCCUGUUGGAGAUGAUCCGCGUCGAUCUGGAGAAUUGCGCCGCGAUGCACCCGUCAAAGGAAGAUCUACCAGUUUGUGCGAUCGACUGUUCGGCCUGUUUUUCGGCAGGGAACCAGAGCUGGUUUCGAAAGCUUGA